Messenger RNA from Adineta steineri, 2487 nucleotides. NCBI's taxonomy places the organism in Eukaryota, Metazoa, Rotifera, Eurotatoria, Adinetida, Adinetidae. The record is from the annotation of a GenBank genome assembly.
AUGGCUACUAGUGAAUCUUUCAAUCAAAGGCAACAGAAUCCGCUUCCAAAUCAAGUUUCAGACAACAAAGAAGAUAUUCAGUUGAUUUGGCUUGAUGGAAAUAUGAAUGAGUCACAUGAUUAUCUUCUCACUCAAUCUAUGUUAGUUCAACUCAAUCCAGCUGUGCAGUUUUAUUCUCAUUUUGAUCGAUGUCUCGAUUUUAUCAAAUCAGUCAAACAUGAACAAAUCUUUCUGAUUGUUUCAGGUGCUUUUGCUCAACAAAUACUUUUACAAAGUCAUCAUCAUCGAUCUUUGGUUGCUAUAUUUAUCUUUUGUUCUAACGAUCAACGUUAUAAACCAUUAAUGGAAGAAUAUACUAAAAUCGUUGGAAUAUUCACUAAACAACAUGAUUUAUUAGAAUCAAUCAAACAAAAAGUGAAUCUAGUUGAAAAACAAACAUUAUCAUUUAGUCUUUUUGAUCAAAAACAAAAGUCAUUGAAAGACCUAUCACAAGAAUCAGCUUCAUUUCUCUUACAUCAGAUGUUAAUUUAUGUUUUGAAACAAAUGUCACAAGAUGAACUAUCAAAACAACAAAUGCUCGAUAUGUGUCGUAAUUAUUAUAAACAGAAUAAAGAAGAAUUGAAGAAUAUUAAAGAAUUUCAAAAUACUUAUACUCGUGACAAAGCGAUUGAAUGGUACACAGAUGAAUGUUUUCUUUAUAAACUACUAAAUAAAGCACUUCGAACUGAAGAUAUCGAAUUACUCUUCAAUUUUCGAUUCUUUAUUGUCGAUUUAUGUGCAGCUAUUGAACAAGAAAAUCAACUUUUGGAAAAUAAAGGAACAUUAACUUUGUAUCGUGGAACACAAAUUCCAAAUGAAGAAUUAGAAAAAAUAAAAGAAAACAUUGGUAAAACUAUUUCAACUAAUGGAUUUUUAUCAACAUCACGAAAUAUCGAUGUAUCACUUCGAUUUAUUCAUAUGAAUGCUCAAUCAAAUGAUCUUACAUCGGUUUUAUUUGAAAUUAAAGCAAAUCCACUAUUGAAAACAGUGAUUUUUACUGAUGUUGGAGAUAGAAGUCGAAUAAAAGGUGAAGAAGAAGUUCUAUUCAAUCUCAAUUCGCUGUUUAAGAUUGUUUCUGUCGGUUUUGAUUCUAAACUGACUGUAUGGAAAGUGGAAUUGAAUGCAACUGAUGAAGGUGCAGAAAAAGUAGAAGAAUAUCUGUUAUUAUCAAAACAACAGAUGGAAGAAUACACACCACUUAUUUAUUUUGGUAGACUUUUCUUAUAUGAAUUAGGUCAAGUAGAUCGUGCAGGAAAAUAUUUUAAUAUGUUGUUGAAAUCGCUUCCACAUGAUCAUCCUGAUAUUGCAGCUGUUUAUAAUCAUAUUGGUGCAGUACAUUACGAUAGAAAUGAAUUGAAUUUGGCAUUAAAAAACUUCGAGAUAGCUUAUGAGAUGCGUCGAAAGCAACUACCUUCAAAUCAUCCUCACAUUGCUGGUUCACUAAACAAUAUUGGUUUUAUUUAUAAAGCAAAAGGUGAUUUUAAUACAGCACUCGAUUAUUAUCAACAGGCUUUGACUAUUGAGGAAAAGUUAUAUCCUGGUAAUAAUCUGCAAAAAGCAAUGAGCAUUGGAAAUAUUGGGAGGGUAUACAGUGAUAAAGGAGAUUUAGAUACAGCUCUUACUUAUUUGUCUCGUGCUCUCGACAUGUUUAAACAUGUUCUCCCUGAUCAACACUCUCAGAUAGCAACAUGUCUCGGUGCAAUAGGAUAUGCUCAUGAGAAGAAAGGUAAUUUAAAUAUUGCUCUGGAUUAUUAUCAACAACAACUAAAUAUGGAAGAACAAUGUUUACCUUUCGAGCAUUCGAAUCUUUCUGAUCAUCUCGGUUGGAUCAUCGAUACUUAUAAAACCAUGAAUGAGAUUGACAAAGCCUUAGACUUGUGUCAACAAAAACUUGUUAUUCAAAAAAGUAGAUUAGGUGAAAAUCAUCCUCGUAUUGCUCGAACAUUAAAGAUCAUGGGUGAUUUAAUUAGGGAUGACAAUCGAAACGAAGCGUUACAAUACUAUGAACAAGCUCUAUCUGUAUUAGAGAAUUGUACACCAUCUGAUUAUGAAUUCACUUCUGUAUGUUUGACAUCAAUGGGUUGUUUAUAUUCCAAGUAUGAUAUGAAUGAAGAUGCAUUACGAUGUGACCUUAAAGCACUUGAACUCAAACGUCAAAUAUUGUCUUCUGAUCAUGUUGAUAUCGCAAACAGCUUAAGAAAUAUUGGCAUAGAUUAUAGAGAUAUGAACAACUUAUCCGAAGCACUUCGUUAUUUCAAUGAAAGUCUUUCGAUCUAUCAAGCAAAUUAUGGAGCAGAACAUGAAAUGGUGAAGAGAGGUGAAACAGAUAUUAUCAGACUGAAAGAUAAACAACUGUCAGUUUCACCUCAAGAAAAGAAGAAUAAAAAAACUUCAAGCAAUAAGAAACUGUCCACUGUCGUUAAGAGUAAAGAAUGUUUAAUUCAGUGA